AAGACGACGCACAAUAAUGACGUAUGCUGACGGUGAACUGUGUCGCAUAUGCGAACGAUUACGAAAGCUAGCUAAGGGAAAAUAAUAAUUUUAAUACGUUUUUUAUUGUUCCUAGAAAUAAUCUUAAAGUUGUGACCUUAUGUCUUGGGUGAAAUCUGUUUCCGUUGUCAGCGAGGAUGUCUUUGAAGAAGAUGGAAGUGAUAUUAUUCUUCAGAAUAAAGAGUGGAACAACAAUAUGUCGAAACGAGUAAAGGACGGCUACAGGGAUGGUGUUGAUGCAGGGAAAGACGCAUCACUGCAACGUGGUUUUAACGUUGGUUAUAGGGAAGGAGUGGAAAAAAUGGUUGCGGUUGGACAACUGAAAGGAAUCCUGAGCGCAUUGCAGUGCUGGUGUCAGCUGCAGCACCCAGGCUCCCCGGCAUUCUCCUCUAUCAGCCACCUCCUCCAGGAUGUGUCAAGGCACGAGGACCGGGUGAUCGAGAGGAUGAAAAUGAAUGUGGGGCAGCAACCGCCGGCUAGUGUUGGGGAGAUUACAGAGGCCGUCGAGGACCUGCAGAUGGAGCACUCCGACACGGGGUGCGGAGGCGGCGGCUGCAGCAAGGACAACUGUUGCAGGAAGGAGCAGACACCAGAGGAGGGCCCUACUGCGCUGCAGACCCCGUGCCAGAGCACAACACAUCCCACCUUCAGCGCAGAGGAAAGUGUGGAACCACUGUUGAAGAGGUGUAUGGACUUGGUGGUGGAGCUGGGUCUCCCGGAGGAGCUGUUACAUAAUUUGCAACAACUGAGGAGUCUAUAGUUACGGCAGUAGCAUUCAUAAUCAUAACAUAUGUAUAGAUCGGUGGUCCUCACCCCAGUGGUCCUGGAAAGCCACAGGGUGUGGCUCGCUUUUUGAAUCGAUCAGCACUUAAUUGACCGAUUAAAGCAGUUAAUUACAGUUAACUCACCUCAUCUGGUUUCUUGGGUCUGAAUUGGUUGCUGAUAUUUAGGUGAGCUCUCCAGGACCAGGAGUGAGGGCUAUGAGCUCAUUGCUUCCUGUGGUUUGCCAGUGCUAGUAUGAGAAUGCUUUCUGUAAACUACAUGCCAGACAUGGUGUGUUGAUGUCACAGUGGAAACAUGAAAUGAUUUCCAUCUUUCAAACGAGUAAUUUGUAUAGUAUGAAUUGGCAGUGUAAAUUUUCACAUUUUCGUUCAAUUUUUUUUGAGUUGUCAUUUGUGUUUAUAGGAAUUUAAAUACUGAGACGAUAUGAUAAUAUAAUAUUUAUUUUUACUGGUGUUAUGAAAGGGUUGUCAUUGGAUACAGGGGAUGGAGCAAUGGACCUGACGAUCACAGGUUUGCUUCAGAACUGGGCCACUGCUGCUCUAUCCUUGAGCAAGCCGUUUCAGUUUUAGUUGCUAUAAUGUUAAAUCCAGCUGAUAUUGGCCUUGCACAUUAUGUACUCCUGGUCAUUUGUACUUGAUUUGGUUGUCUGAAAAUAGAACACAUCAUGUAAAUGAUAUUAUUUAUAAUAACAUUGUGUCAUAAGUAAUAUUUUUUACAAAAAUCCCUAACAAUAAAGAAUCACUAUAUUUAAAAAUACACAAGCUUAGUACAUACAUAUGAGUUUGACAGGUUGGUGUGCAGUUUUCUGUCAGCAAAGUGCGAGAGAGAGAGAGAGAGAGAGAGAGAGAGAGAGAGAGAGAGAGAGAGAGAGAGAGAGAGAGAGAGAGAGAGAGAGAGAGAGAGAGAGAGAGAGAGAGAGAGAGAGAGAGAGAGAGAGAGAGAGAGAGAGAGAGAGAGAGAGAGAGAGAGAGUAUAUUUUCUAUAUUUCAGAAGUCAUUUGCCCCUUUCCAUCUCUUCGAUCCUUUUACAAAUUGCUUUUUUGUAUCGCAAGAUGACGUUUAAAAGCUAGGUCCUCCACCUCCAUCGAUACCUUUAAAUGUGCUCUAUAAAUAAAGUUCACUUGACUAUGCUAUUAAAUCUGUAAAUAUGUUCUAACGAAGCCUCAGCAAAUAAACUGAU
This is a messenger RNA of Conger conger (European conger), 2001 nucleotides long. RefSeq names its product OTU deubiquitinase with linear linkage specificity a (gene otulina). Lineage: Eukaryota; Metazoa; Chordata; Actinopteri; Anguilliformes; Congridae. The record is from RefSeq and is a predicted model, not a curated record. The transcript is spliced from 3 exons. Bases 140 to 799 code for a protein of 219 amino acids.